AUGCAUCCAGAAAGGCGAGCCGUCCUUGGUGACAGACCAGCCACUGCGGCCGAGUAUCAGCCUCUCACAUGCGAGCAAGACGAUCAAGACUCCGCCCUUGACGGCGCCGCCGGGCUGCUGCAUCACGAGCAUGAGAUACCCUUCUCGUGGCUCGAAUAUAGCAUCUUUGCUUUCCUUGGCGUGGCAAUGCUAUGGGCGUGGAACAUGUUCCUCGCCGCAGCGCCGUACUUUUCCUCUCGCUUCGCCAGCGACGCCUGGAUCCGGGCCAACUUUCAGUCCGGCAUCCUAACCGUCUCGACCGUAACCAACCUCGGCGCGCUCCUCGUGCUCAGCAACAUCCAGGACUCGGCAUCUUAUCCCUUCCGGAUCAAUCUAGCGCUCCUCUUGAACACUGUCAUGUUCUCGUUGCUCACCGCCUCGACGGCCGUGUUUGUCGACGCCAGCCCCGCCGCUUAUUUCGCUUUUCUUCUCCUCAUGGUGGCCUUUUCCUCGUGGGCCACCGGGCUUAUCCAAAAUGGCGCUUUUGCAUUCGCAGCUAGUUACGGACGACCAGAGUACAUGCAGGCUCUCAUGGCGGGUCAAGCUCUGGCUGGCGUGCUGCCUGCCGUUGCCCAGGUCGCCGCCGUCUUGCUAUUCCCGUCCCCGAACGCGUCCGCCGGCGAGGACAGCGACGGGGGUCUCAGACAAGGGCAGUCCUCGGCAUUCUUCUAUUUCCUCGCCGCAGUGGCCAUUUCCGUCCUUGCCAUGAUGGUUUUUGUUCCCCUCGUCAGACGGCGCAACCGUCGUCUUGAGAACAGAAUGACUGAACGCCUGGCCGAGUCCACGAGCAGCAUAGAGGAGGCGGAGCGGGCCCCUCGAAAAGCCACGUCUCUGUGGCUCCUGUUCCGCAAACUGCGCUGGCUCGCCGUCGGCAUAGCGACCACUUUCGCCGUCACCAUGUUCUUCCCCGUGUUCACGGCCAAGAUCCACUCCGUUCGUGAAGACGCGGGGGCCAUUUUCCGCCCUGCGGCUUUUAUUCCCCUUGGCUUUCUGUUUUGGAACUUGGGUGACCUGGGCGGCAGAGUAGCUACGAUGCUUCCCUUCUCGCUGGGACACAGACCCUUUGCCCUGUUCCUCCUCGCUCUGGCUCGAGUUGCUCAGCUGCCCUUGUACUUGCUGUGCAACAUAAACGGUCGAGGAGCUCUCGUGUCUAGCGACUUCUUCUAUCUGUUUGUGGUUCAGGUUUCUUUUGGCCUGACCAAUGGAUGGCUUGGCUCAAGUUUCAUGAUGGCCUCGGGGGAGUGGGUAGAAGAGGGCGAGAGAGAGGCCACAGGUGGGUUCAUGGGGUUUUGCCUCGUGGUAGGCCUUACGAUUGGCAGUCUGCUCAGUUUCACGGCGUCCGGGACAUGA
Messenger RNA from Ustilaginoidea virens, 1389 nucleotides. RefSeq lists its product as uncharacterized. Gene Ontology annotation, biological process: nucleoside transmembrane transport. The record is from RefSeq and is a predicted model, not a curated record. Bases 1 to 1389 code for a protein of 462 amino acids. Gene Ontology annotation, cellular component: fungal-type vacuole membrane; plasma membrane. Gene Ontology annotation, molecular function: nicotinamide riboside transmembrane transporter activity; nucleobase transmembrane transporter activity. NCBI's taxonomy places the organism in Eukaryota, Fungi, Ascomycota, Sordariomycetes, Hypocreales, Clavicipitaceae. The transcript is spliced from 2 exons.